Pteropus alecto (black flying fox) is the source of this 1815-nucleotide messenger RNA. It is a transcript of the gene CNEP1R1, whose product is annotated as CTD nuclear envelope phosphatase 1 regulatory subunit 1. The record is from RefSeq and is a predicted model, not a curated record. NCBI's taxonomy places the organism in Eukaryota, Metazoa, Chordata, Mammalia, Chiroptera, Pteropodidae. The coding region runs from base 132 to 509 and encodes 125 amino acids. The transcript has 6 exons. Gene Ontology annotation, cellular component: cytoplasm; Nem1-Spo7 phosphatase complex.
GCAAGGGGCGGUGCGACGAGGAGGGGCCGAGAGGAGCGGUUAGAGGUGGGAGUUGGCGUUGCGGGCCGGGCGGGGGCCGCGGAGCUGCGAUGUGGACGGGACCGCGGCCGUGACCGGAGCUGCCGCCCGACAUGAACUCGCUGGAGCAGGCAGAAGAUCUCAAGGCUUUCGAGAGGAGACUUACUGAAUAUAUUCAUUGUUUGCAACCUGCCACUGGACGUUGGAGAAUGCUGCUUAUAGUGGUAUCUGUCUGUACAGCUACGGGUGCCUGGAACUGGUUGAUAGAUCCUGAGACACAAAAGGUGUCCUUCUUCACAUCAUUAUGGAAUCAUCCGUUUUUCACCAUUAGCUGUAUCACUCUGAUAGGCUUGUUCUUCGCUGGAAUACACAAGAGAGUAGUGGCACCGUCAAUAAUAGCCGCUCGAUGUCGAACUGUAUUAGCAGAGUACAAUAUGUCUUGUGAUGAUACAGGAAAACUAAUUUUGAAACCUAGGCCUCAUGUUCAGUGACAAUCUGCACUCAUUGUUACGGGACCUAAAACAGCCUUUUUCAAACAAGGGGUACAGCAGAAAGCCAUACAGGAUCCCUCUUACAGCUGGAUACGUGACGGCCUCGCAGCAGCAGCAACUGACGAGAAGUGUGCAAUAUUUACCCGGAAUCUUGAGGGGGACGACUCACGUCAUCAGUGCUUUGGUACCUUUGAUUAUCUGUCUUUCAGUAUUAGUGUCACUUUAGUACUUCGGCUCCUGCAAAGAUUUUUGCAGAUGAAGUAUGUACAUUACUAAGUUAAACUUAGAAACAGAACCUCAUCCAGUUUUUAUAAUGUAUUUUUGCAAACUACUGUAAAUAGCAAAUCAAUGCCAGUGUUAAAGAGGAAACGUCCUGUGGACGGUGAUCUCCUGCUCCAGUGCGUCAGGAACCUCUGCUCGUCAUCCCCACAGCUCCAGAACCUGCCGUCGUGCGUGGCUGUGCCUUUCACUCUCACAGUCCUCUCAAUCACAAUGCAGGAAAAACAUCAGAUCGAGCUUAGACUGAGAUAACUCAUCUCCAUUAUGUUGUCAGAAAUUAUAGCUGUUUUGAGAAACAAUUUUUGUUAAACCAGAUAGUGAACUUCAGCCACUAUCGUGAUAUUUUCCUGUUCAUUGUUUUCAUUUCAUGCUAAAUUUGCUUUAUAUUUUUUUAAUAAUUUUAAGAACACUCCAAAGGCUUCUGAAUAUACAAGUUUAGUUGUAAAUUAUGUAUUGUCUGGGAAUUUGAUAGUCGUUUUAGAUAAUUGGAUUUUAUGCCGUGGCAGACGUGCUGGUACACCAGUAUCGCACAGGCGUGACUGACCAUCCACCCAUCACCAAGAGAACUUGGGAGCAGUGCCACAAACUAGUCUACAAUUCUCACUGUUUAGAGAGUGUUAUUGACAUACUGUGUAUGCAUAUUAGCCACAUGUACUAUAAUAGCCCUUAAAAUUAAACUAUUGGGAUUAUUGUAAAUAUUUUAAAGAACUGGAGGUGCCUUUUACCUGUUUAUUAGAAGAUUUUGAAAAGAUUUAAAUUAUUCCAUGAGCGAUCUUUAAAUUUCAUUUAAUGUAAAGCUGAAGAUUCAAUGACAGGACAAAAACUUUUUAACAAGGCUACCAUUUAACUUAAAUGUCUUCAUCUUGGCUCUCACGUGUAUAAAAUUUUAUUCUUUGAACUGUAGCAAUAAAACCCUCUGCUCCUAAGAAGUCUUAAGGGGACAUUCUAUAUAUUCUGCAUCAUUUUAUUUUCUGUAAAUUUUGUAGGUAAAUAUGUGCAUAAAAAUAAAUACUUUAUAUAUAAUUAG